AUGGCGGACAAGUACAUCCUCAGGGUCACAGCAGGCCCAUCAUAUGACCUGGCAGACCACACCGAGGUCCCGGUGAACAGCCCCACGCCAGUCAAGAUCAGCACGGAGCACAUGGACGUCGAGCUCAACGUGCGCAUACAAAAUUACCAUGGCCUGCCGCGCAACUCGCCAGCAACCUCCCCUUACUUCGACCAGGAGCCUCACAGCAAGAACAAGGACCAGUACAGCAUUGCAUUCCAGUUCACCCCCAAGGCGCCGGGACCUGCCAAAACCCCGGUAAAUGCCGAGCACGUCGACCCGGACGACCGAGAGCCAGGAGGAAUCUCUGCCUCAGACCUCCAGUUUGGCAAUGACUUUGACCACCCCAUCCGCGACCGCCUCCCACCUGGCUUUAGCUAUGCCAUGAAGAUCGUGAAAUGGUGGAUCGACCCAGGCCUGGACGGUGACCCUUACGCUGACAGCCCGUAUCUCUUCGGGCCCGCACUCUCGUCCUUUAACCAUGUCGGCCCGGCUGUUCUUGACGAGUCCAAGGGUGGGCUGUGGGUCGAGGAAGGCGGUGACCAGGAGUGGAGGGAAGACGUUGGCGCACCUGACGAUGCCAGGGCGAGGAUGAAGUGGGCAUUGCAGGAGGACAGCAAGGAGGACUGGGUAUGGGAGUACGGGCGGACAUAUGCGGUGGAUUUCUUCAACGCCUACCUGGACUUCAGUGAGUUUGCGCUGAGGCUUCCUGGGUAUGCCGUACCAAUCAUGAAGUACUGGGACGGCCAGGGGCUGAGAUACGUUCUUCGAAACAGGAGCACCGGUCAGAUAUUUCUCACCGUUCUAUUCACUCUCUAUCUCAAGGAGGAUGUCAACGAGGAUGGCACUCUCGAACCCGAAGCCAGCCGCGCAUACACCUCACAUGCGCCUGCCACGGCCGAGGACCAGGCUGUGACUGUGAACAAGGAGGACGCCAACGAGCCUGAUUUCGACGGGGAGGCAGCACUGGAGCAAGCUAGGCGACACCUCAGUGACGUCGACCUACAUGGGCAGAAGACCGUGUCAACGGACGAGGGGGACACCGUAGACUAG
Molecule: messenger RNA, 1071 nt
Organism: Diaporthe citri
Lineage: Eukaryota; Fungi; Ascomycota; Sordariomycetes; Diaporthales; Diaporthaceae
Exons: 3
Coding region: 1-1071 (356 amino acids)
Source: RefSeq, a predicted model, not a curated record